GGGCGCUCAUCUUGGGAUCCGUCGCGCCCUUCGCCUGCCCCCUCACUCUUAACCCCCACUCCACUUGGAUCUGCAGCAAGAACCAGAACUCCGUCUUCUUCACGUUGCAGCAAGCCUGGAGAUAUAUGGUUGCAGCCCUAGAACUUGAUCCUGAUUCUUGAUCGAUGGCCUUCGCGUUCGCGGGGAUUCGGUUCUCUUUGGCGCUAUCACCUCGAUCCGUGAUCCAUGGCGAUCGCAAGAACGGUGGAAAUGCAUCUCUCACCUUCUUGAAGGACUCUUUACCGCGGAAAGUACUUGCUGGAAAUUCUUCUUAUGACCCUGAUUCUGCGUCCACAACUGCUGCUGCAUCUAGAAAGGUGCUGGCUCCAGGUGGCGAAAGUGAUGGCUUGUCAUCUUCUACAGAUUCAAUUGGGAACCCUGAAGUUUCUCCUGAUGACCUGGAGGUAUUACAAGAAUCAACAGGUCUAUCCAUUCAAGAUGAGGGAAAGAUAAAAGCUGGGCAAACACCCAUGUCUUCAGAAGCCAUGGAUGAUGAAGCCAUGGAUGAUGAAAUCAUGAAUGAAGGUGCUAAACAGUCUAUACAUUCUCAAGCCAAUCAGACCAUUGAAAAAGUUGAGGAGAAGCCCAGAUUUAUUGCUCCACCUGGUAGCGUAAAAAGAAUUUAUGAAAUUGACCCAUCUUUGGAAGGCCAUCGUGCACAUCUUGAUCAUCGAUAUAACCAGUACAAGAAAAUGCGGGGGCUGAUUGAUCAGAAUGAAGGUGGCUUGGAUGCAUUCUCUCGUGGCUAUGAGAAAUUUGGUUUUAUCCGCAGUGCUGAUGGUAUUACUUAUCGGGAGUGGGCCCCUGGUGCAAAGUCAGCAGCAGUCAUUGGAGACUUCAACAAUUGGAAUCCCAAUGCAGAUGUCAUGAAUCGGAAUGAGUUUGGUGUAUGGGAGAUUUUUCUGCCCAAUAAUGCUGAUGGUUCACCUCCUAUACCUCAUGGCUCACGUGUCAAGAUACGCAUGAAUACUCCAUCCGGAAUUAAAGAUUCGAUUCCUGCAUGGAUAAAGUUUUCUGUACAGGCCCCAGGUGAAAUACCCUACAAUGGAAUAUAUUAUGAUCCCCCUCAGGAGGAAAAAUAUGUUUUUCAACAUCCUCAACCAAAAGCUCCAAAAUCAUUGCGCAUUUAUGAAUCACAUGUUGGGAUGAGUAGUCCAGAGCCCAAGAUCAACACAUAUGUUAGCUUUAGGGAUGAUGUCCUGCCUCGAAUCAAAAGGCUUGGAUACAAUGCUGUUCAGAUAAUGGCCAUUCAGGAGCAUUCAUAUUAUGCGAGCUUUGGGUAUCAUGUUACUAAUUUUUUUGCACCUAGUAGCCGUUUUGGAACGCCAGACGAACUCAAGUCUUUGAUUGAUAGAGCUCAUGAGCUUGGUCUGCUUGUUCUCAUGGAUAUUGUUCACAGCCAUGCAUCAAAUAACGUCCUGGAUGGGUUAAAUCAGUUUGAUGGAACUGACACGCAUUACUUCCAUUUUGGUUCACGGGGAUAUCAUUGGAUGUGGGAUUCUCGCCUUUUCAACUAUGGAAGUUGGGAAGUGUUAAGGUUUCUACUUUCAAAUGCAAGAUGGUGGCUAGAGGAGUACAAGUUUGAUGGGUUCAGAUUUGAUGGUGUAACAUCAAUGAUGUAUACUCACAAUGGUUUACAAGUAGCAUUUACUGGGAAUUACAAUGAGUAUUUUGGAUAUGCUACUGAUGUGGAUGCAAUGAUCUAUCUGAUGCUGGUAAAUGAUAUGAUUCAUGGGCUUUAUCCCGAGGCUGUUACCAUUGGUGAAGAUGUCAGCGGAAUGCCAACAUUCUGCAUCCCUGUUCAAGAUGGUGGUGUAGGAUUUGAUUACCGCCUUCAUAUGGCUAUUGCUGAUAAAUGGAUUGAACUACUCAAGUUAAAGGAUGAGCAUUGGAAAAUGGGAGACAUUGUUCACACUCUGACAAAUAGGAGAUGGUUAGAGAAAUGUGUUGCUUAUGCUGAAAGCCACGAUCAAGCUCUUGUUGGUGACAAGACUAUUGCAUUCUGGCUAAUGGACAAGGAUAUGUAUGAUUUUAUGGCUCUGGAUAGACCAUCAACGCCCCGGAUAGAUCGUGGAAUAGCUCUACACAAGAUGAUUAGACUGAUCACAAUGGGAUUAGGUGGAGAAGGAUAUCUUAAUUUUAUGGGGAAUGAAUUUGGGCAUCCAGAAUGGAUAGAUUUUCCUAGAGGUGACCAACGUCUUCCUGAUGGAAGGGUGAUAUCAGGGAAUAAUAAUAGUUUUGAUAAAUGCCGCCGUAUGUUUGAUCUAGGGGAUGCAGGUUAUCUCAGAUAUCGUGGAAUGCAAGAAUUUGAUCAAGCAAUGCAGCAUCUUGAAGAGAAAUAUGGCUUCAUGACAUCAAAGCAUCAAUAUAUAUCACGACAAGAUGAAGGGGAUAGGGUGAUUGUCUUUGAGAGAGGAGAUUUGGUAUUUGUUUUCAAUUUUCAUUGGACUAAUAGCUACUUUGACUACCGAGUUGGAUGCCUAAAGCCUGGAAAAUACAAGGUGGUUUUAGAUUCUGAUGAUAAACUUUUUGGUGGAUUCAAUCGAAUUGAUCGCACUGCAGAAUACUUCAGCAAUGAAGGUUUUUAUGAUAAAAGGGCCCGUUCAUUCUUGGUGUAUGCCCCAAGUAGAACAGCUGUCGUGUAUGCUCUUUCUGAAGACUGAUUUCAGAUUGCAGUCACCGAGUGGUGUAAGAAAAGCUGCAUGAGAAUCAUAUGGUUUAUGCCAUCUCAAAGCAUCAUGAAUGCGGUAGAGUAUGCAUUGCAGCUGAUGCUGCUCAUCUAUUUCUUCGUCCAUUAUAGAGCUUCAUGGAGUAAAAAUAUUAGUGGCCAAGAUUCCACGAGCAAGUAUGCUUUUUAUUCUCCUCUGAAAGUAGUUUCAUCAGCAACCUUCAGCUCAUUCAAGAGAUGGCUUCUAGCAACUUCGGCUCCCUACUGCAAAUGCCUUGGCAUUGUGUACAUUGUGUCGUAUCGAAAUUUUUUAUAUAACUCCAACUUUUUUUAUAUUAUUUAUGAAUAAACUAGAUCCAUUCAAACCAGGAGAGUCAGAAAAUCAUGAUGGUCAACAGGUGA
Molecule: messenger RNA, 3109 nt
Organism: Phoenix dactylifera (date palm)
Lineage: Eukaryota; Viridiplantae; Streptophyta; Magnoliopsida; Arecales; Arecaceae
Product: 1,4-alpha-glucan-branching enzyme 1, chloroplastic/amyloplastic
Biological process (GO): glycogen biosynthetic process; starch metabolic process
Cellular component (GO): cytoplasm
Molecular function (GO): 1,4-alpha-glucan branching enzyme activity; hydrolase activity, hydrolyzing O-glycosyl compounds; cation binding
Source: RefSeq, a predicted model, not a curated record